Messenger RNA from Trypanosoma grayi, 1764 nucleotides. Its product is annotated as phosphoglucomutase. Bases 1 to 1764 code for a protein of 587 amino acids. The transcript has a single exon. Gene Ontology annotation, molecular function: magnesium ion binding; phosphoglucomutase activity. NCBI's taxonomy places the organism in Eukaryota, Euglenozoa, Kinetoplastea, Trypanosomatida, Trypanosomatidae. Gene Ontology annotation, biological process: carbohydrate metabolic process. Gene Ontology annotation, cellular component: cytosol. The record is from RefSeq and is a predicted model, not a curated record.
AUGCUCGUCGUGAACAAGUUGGUUACCCGUCCCUUUACUGGCCAAAAGCCCGGAACGUCUGGGCUUCGAAAAAAAGUGAAGGUUUUCCAGCAAGAAAACUAUUUGGCAAACUUCGUUCAAAGCACCUUCAAUGCAAUCAAGAAUCAUGGAGGGAUCCCUGACACCAUCGUUCUUGGCGGCGACGGCCGAUACUUCCUUCCAGAGGCCAUCCAGGUCAUAAUUAAAAUUGCUGCAGCAAACGGUGUUUUAAAUGUUUGGGUGGGAAAAGAUGGUCUUCUUUCGACUCCUGCUGUGUCCAAUAUUAUUCGCAACCGAAAGUGUGGACAAGUUAGUGCCAAGGGAGCUUUCAUACUCACUGCCAGUCAUAACCCUGGUGGUCCUGAAGAAGACUUUGGCAUCAAGUACAACACAGAAAACGGUGGUCCAGCGGCAGAGAAACUCACCUCUGCUAUUUACGAGGAAACUUUAAAAAUCAAUCACUUUCUCAUGUGCACCAACCUCGAUGCUGUGGAUGUGACGAACAAAGGGGAUUAUAUGUUUGAAACCUUUAAGGUUUCAGUUAUUGACAGCACCGAUGACUACGUUCAUGGCAUGACGAAGAUUUUUGAUUUUCAGAGUAUCCAGAAUCUGUUGGAUCGACAUGAUUUUAAAAUCCAGCUUGACGCUUUAAAUGGUAUUGGUGGUCCAUACAUAAAGGCUAUCUUUGGUUCCUGUUUGGGAGUCCCAGAGAGUGCUUUGCGCGGCGCCACACCACUUCCUGACUUCGGUGGGCAUCACCCAGAUCCAAACCUCAUUUAUGCAAAAGAUCUAGUGGCAGCAGUGGGGCUUGAUUCAGAGGGCGCACCGGACGCCAACGUCACUGGCGAGGUUCCAGAUUUCGCUGCAGUAUUUGACGGAGAUGCUGAUCGAAGCAUGAUCCUUGGUGGACGGUUCUUCGUCACUCCGUCAGAUUCUGUAGCCAUUCUUGCUGCAUACGCAAAUGUUGUACCCUUUUUUUCUCAGCGCGGUGGUCUCAAGGCUGUGGCGCGGUCCAUGCCAACCAGUGGGGCUCUAGACCGUGUUGCGGAGGCUAAGCGUCUCAAACUCUUCGAGGUUCCCACAGGUUGGAAGUUUUUUGGAAACCUAAUGGACAGCCAUGAAGUGUUUGGAGGCGAGGACUACAACCCACUCAUCUGCGGAGAGGAAAGCUUUGGAACCGGUAGCAAUCACAUCCGUGAGAAGGAUGGUGUGUGGGCGGCGCUGUUUUGGCUUUCUAUUCUUGCAAGCAGGAACGCAGAUCCGUCGAAGCCGCUUGUCGGUGUGCGAGAAAUUGUCGAGGAACACUGGAUGCAGUAUGGUCGAAAUUACUACUGCCGCUAUGACUACGAAAAUGUGGCUGAGGAGUCUGCCAAGGCCGUAAUGGAAACAGUGUGGAAACAGCAACCAAGCAAUAUCCCGCCACUGCAGGGAAAGCGGUGUGUCAAAGUCGACGACUUCGAUUACCACGACCCUGUUGAUGGUUCUGUAUCCAAGAAUCAGGGUAUUCGCGUCCUCUUUGAGGAUGGCUCGCGGUUUGUCUUCCGGCUCAGCGGCACCGGCUCGACUGGAGCCACGAUUCGGCUCUACAUUGAACAGUAUAUGGAGCCCAAGGCGGUUGCGCAGCACAUCAGGGACGGUACUCUUCCCACAGUUCGCUCUGCAUUGAGAGAGCUUAUCAAUAUUGCGCUGAACCUCUCGCAGAUUUCCAAGCUCACUGGUCGUGACGCGCCGAGCGUCAUUACAUAA